This is a messenger RNA of Alternaria postmessia, 486 nucleotides long. RefSeq lists its product as uncharacterized. Gene Ontology annotation, biological process: transmembrane transport; sulfite transmembrane transport. Bases 1 to 486 code for a protein of 161 amino acids. Gene Ontology annotation, cellular component: plasma membrane. Gene Ontology annotation, molecular function: sulfite transmembrane transporter activity. The record is from RefSeq and is a predicted model, not a curated record. NCBI's taxonomy places the organism in Eukaryota, Fungi, Ascomycota, Dothideomycetes, Pleosporales, Pleosporaceae. The transcript has 2 exons.
AUGGUUAUAUACUUCCAUCGUCUUGCCAUUCAUAACCUUCCAUCUCAGGAGGUUAUCGUCAGCGUCUUCUUGCCUCUCGGCCCCAUGGGCCAGGGCGGAUACGCAGUUUUGAAACUCGGCAUUCAAGCUUCGAAGACCUUCCCAGAUACAAAAGCCUUGCACCCGGUAGCUGGAGAGGUCCUCUACGUACUAGGCUGGAUGACCGCCAUCACACUCUGGGGCUUCGGUCUGGUAUGGUUGUUCUUCGCUGUCGCGUCGAUCAGUCGAAACAAGUUCCCUUUUAACAUGGGACAAGAACUUCCUUCCGCUUUCUUUAGGAUUCUAGGAACGAUACUUGGAAUUAGUGUCGUUCUGCUCUGGGUGCUUGUCGCUGUUGGCACUAUGAAGAACAUUAUAUACGCAAACAUGUUCGAAGCGCCUUGCUUGCGCGACAUAGAGAAGAAAGCAUGUGCAGCUUCUCGUGGGAUGCAACAUCAGGACGCGUAG